This is a messenger RNA of Pseudogymnoascus verrucosus, 1552 nucleotides long. It is a transcript of the gene PSA2, whose product is annotated as Proteasome subunit alpha type-2. The record is from RefSeq and is a predicted model, not a curated record. The transcript is spliced from 4 exons. Bases 56 to 1378 code for a protein of 440 amino acids. Gene Ontology annotation, cellular component: cytoplasm. Gene Ontology annotation, molecular function: transferase activity. Lineage: Eukaryota; Fungi; Ascomycota; Leotiomycetes; Thelebolales; Thelebolaceae. Gene Ontology annotation, biological process: biosynthetic process.
AUCUGUUCACACAAGCCAGGAACUCCUUGCGCGCAGCUACGAUCACAUAGCAAAUAUGUCUCUCCAGGUCCCACACAGAGAGAAGCAGAAUGGUGCUGGUGGCCACAACACCAAGGCCGUCAUCUUGGUUGGCGGCCCCUCCAGGGGAACCAGAUUCAGACCUCUUUCUCUUGACGUCCCAAAGCCCUUGUUCGACAUCGCCGGCCACCCCAUCAUCUGGCACUGCCUGACCGCCAUUGCCAAAGUGCCCGACAUCCAAGAAGUGUGCAUGAUCGGCUACUACGACGAGACCGUCUUCCGCGACUUCAUCAAAGACGCCAGCCACGAGUUCCCCGAGCUGACCAUCAAAUACCUGCGCGAGUACGAAGCCCUCGGCACCGCCGGCGGGCUCUACCACUUCCGCGACGCCAUCCUUAAGGGCAAGCCCGAGCGCUUCUUCGUCCUCAACGCCGACGUCUGCUGCUCCUUCCCCCUCAACGACAUGCUCAAGCUCUUCGAGGAGCGCGACGCCGAGGCCGUCAUCCUCGGGACCCGCGUGAGCGAGGACGCCGCCUCGAACUUCGGCUGCAUCGUCUCCGACCCUCACUCGAAGCGCGUACUCCACUACGUCGAGAAGCCCGAGUCCCACAUCUCCAACCUCAUCAACUGCGGCGUGUACCUCUUCUCGACCGAGACCAUCUUCCCCUCCAUCCGCAGCGCCAUCAAGCGCCGCUCCGACCGUCCACGCCUGUACACCUACCCCUCCUCUGAGAACCUCUCCUCGUCCUACUUCAACGACGACGACGAGGCCAAGAACGAGGUCCUCCGCCUCGAGCAGGACAUCCUCGCCGACCUCGCAGACAGCAGACAGUUCUUCGUGCACGAGACCAAGGAUUUCUGGCGCCAGAUCAAAACCGCCGGCUCUGCCGUCCCCGCAAACGCCCUCUACCUCCAGAAGGCCUGGCAGACCAACCCGGCCGAGCUCGCAAAGCCGUCCGCCAACAUCCUGCCACCCGUCUUCAUCCACCCAACCGCCCAGGUCGACCCAACCGCCAAGCUGGGCCCGAAUGUGUCGAUUGGUCCCCGCGCGGUCAUUGGUGCCGGUGUGCGUAUUAAGGAGAGCAUCGUCCUCGAGAACUGCGAGGUUAAGCACGAUGCGUGUGUGCUUUACUCGAUUCUCGGGUGGAACAGCCGCAUUGGUGCGUGGGCGCGUGUGGAGGGCACGCCGACUCCCGUGAAUAGCCAUACGACGAGCAUCAUCAAGAAUGGGGUUAAGGUGCAGAGUAUUACGAUUUUGGGGAAGGAGUGUGGGGUGGGGGAGGAGGUGAGGGUGCAGAAUUGUGUUUGUUUGCCGUACAAGGAGCUGAAGAGGGACGUCGCCAACGAAGUCAUCAUGUAAACACUUAUCGUGUGCCCCGUCCACCCAACGUAAACAUCUUACCAUUCACCACCGCCAUCUUUGGAAUUUCACGCAGACCCGCCCCAUUUCAAGAUCGAUUUAUUUGCGCCUCCCGCGGGUGUUUGCGAGGAGGAGGAAGUUAGAUAGAGUAAUGAACAUAUCAUCAUCACCUUC